Messenger RNA from Leptopilina boulardi, 3252 nucleotides. It is a transcript of the gene dgo, whose product is annotated as ankyrin repeat domain-containing protein 6. Gene Ontology annotation, molecular function: protein binding. Lineage: Eukaryota; Metazoa; Arthropoda; Insecta; Hymenoptera; Figitidae. The record is from RefSeq and is a predicted model, not a curated record. The transcript has 9 exons. Bases 709 to 3111 code for a protein of 800 amino acids.
AAUCAGUCCUAGUGCAACUGCCUUUUCGAUUCGGCUCGCUUUUACAUAUAAAUAUGUUCGCUUAAUGAAUUCAAUCUUUAAAACCAAAAAAUAAAAUAAAAUAAAAUAAACGUCAGUGAAUUCUUUUUUUUCCCCUACAAUCAUUUCUGAUGAAUAUAAAAAUCAUGUUUCUUCAAUAAUUUUUUGUGUUUUAAUUUUAUGCAAAAAAAAAAAAAAAUACUAAAAGUGUGAAUAAAAAAACAUGUUACAACUUUUUACAGAAAAUCACUUUCAAUUUUUUGCAUCAAUUGGAGAAUAGGGAAUACGAAUAAGUGAAAACACACAUUUUGGAUAAGUGUUGGAGGCGUAAAUAAAGAAUUUAAGAAAAAAAAUUUUUAAACGUAAUUUCUGCGUUUCAGUGAUAAUUGCGUGUGUAAAAGAAAGAGAGAGAGAGAGAAGCCAGAAAUGGUGUUCUGGUAAUUUCAAUGCGCGGAUAAGAAGCGACAUCAUUUAGAAUUCAGUGCUGAUAAAUUUUUGUUUUCAUUUUCUUUUAUUUCAACAGUGUUUUUGAUUCAGUGAAGAAUAUAUAUAAAGUGAUUUAAAAUUCAGUGUUUGUGCUGUCGUGUGUAAAAUUUUAACGCACAAAUGUUGUUUUCACUCUUUAUUUGUGGAUUACAUUACAAGGAGUAUUUUUCUUGCAGUCGAAUAUAAGACCGAUGCUUGACCGGAAUGGCAGAAAAGGUGCGCGAGGCGUCUGUUCGUGGUGAUGCCACGCGUCUCGCUCGCCUUCUCAAUGAUGGCGUCAAACCCCUUCCGGAUGAGCACGGUCGCAGUCCACUCUUAUUGGCCGCUGCAGCUGGUCAAGUGGAGUCCUGCGAUACACUUAUUCUUCAUGGCGUGGACAUUAAUCAAGCUGACAAUUCUGGUAUAACUGCACUGCAAAGAGCGGCAGCAGAAGGACAUCAGGAAGUGGUUGAACUUUUAAUUAAACACUCGGCAGACAUUGGUCAUCAAGAUACUGUGCAUGGGAACUCAGCGUUACAUGAAGUUUCAUGGCGAGGCUAUAGUCGAACUGUUGCUGUAUUGGCGAAGGCCCUUGGGACACAGCGUGCACCAUUGCACGCGAGAAAUCUCGCUGGAUUUGCGCCACUUCACUUGGCCUGCCAAAACGGACACAACCAAAGCUGUCGGGAACUUCUCUUAGCUGGAUGUAACCCCGACCUUCAGAAUAAUUAUGGAGACACACCACUUCAUACAUCUGCACGUUAUGGUCACGCGGGCGUCACACGAAUACUAAUUUCCGCUCUCUGUCGUGUUUCAGAACAAAAUAAAAAUGGAGACACUGCACUACACAUUGCAGCGGCAAUGGGUCGAAGGAAAUUGACCCGAAUUCUUUUAGAAGCCGGUUGCGAUAGAUCCCUACGUAAUAAGCAAAGCGAAACAGCCAAGGAUAUAGCGAAAAGAAAAAAUCUUUCGGAAAUAUUGGAAAUAAUCAAUAAAGCACGUAGCAAAAGUCGUGCACGUAGUAAGAGUCGCGAGGGCGAACAACAACAACAACAGUCUAUUGACAAAGUAGAUGGGAAAGCAAAUGGUAAAGGUGAAAAGAAACGGGAAAAAAAUGGAAGUGGAACAAGUGGAAGUAGGGAUAGUGGUUCAAAAAAGGAGAAAAAGAAACUGAAAGGUGGAAAACAACAUAAGGUACAUUUUGAAAAAACAAUGAUGGGUCGUGAAUGGUCACCGUACGGUUGUCAUUAUUAUCCCGAUCCAGAAGCAUUUCCCCAACCACGUCUUGAUUCUUUACCAUCGGAUCCACUUGGUCGUGGCGAACAAUAUUAUCUUGAUCUCGCGGGUAACAUCAGAAAAGGACCAGUGGGCGUUGGUUACACCUGCUAUUGUGCACCAUUCUUUCGACACAUGGAGGCUAAACUUGAAAGGGAUAAAGCUGAAUUAAAGGCUCACAUCGAUCAAGCACAUGAGCGACUUGAUCUCAAGGUCGCCAAUUUGGAAAAACGAACACGUGGACAGAUAUCAGAAUUAACAAGAUGUGUGGCUGUCGAACGUUCAAGGUGUGAUGAGAGGCAUACACACAUUCAACAAAGAUUGUUGCGAGGCGGUAAAGGUAGACAUAGCGAGAGACCAAUAAGGCAAAAUUCAAUGGAUGAACAAAAUCCACCAGCACGUGCAAGAUCGUUGGAAGAUCUAUUGGAUGAAAGGCCGCACGAUCGUAGUUUUGAAAUUCCAGGCGAUAUUCAUCGUGGUAGUCUUGAUGAUUUGGAUAUACCGGCAAUACCAAGGCUCAGCAAAUCAAUGAAGGAUCUACCGUCAUUAACAGGAUCAUCGAGACCAAUUUUAAGAGUAUUAGAUAUUCCCGCCAGGCUUAAUGAAACUUUUGAUGGGGUAAUUAGAAGGGGUGAUCGUUCAUCACCAUUGGGAGUUGCUUCUUCACCUUCAGUUAGUUUGCGACAGCAGGUAUUGCAACAUCAGAUAUCCAUGUCCAAUGAACUUGUAUCGAGUCAUGAGUUAGAUGAAAAUUUUGAAAAUUGGAAAACUUCACCUAAACGACGUAGUGUACACGAGAUGAUUAAAAGAUUUCAACAAGUUUCUGGAAUGCACAAUGGUAGAAGUAAACGGGAUUUAACAGGAAGUAGCGAGCCAACAAGUCCAAAUCGUAGUCCAUGUUCACCAAGUCAAAGAAUACAAUCACAAAAUGGAAUGACCAAUGGUUGGCAUCGUGAAAAUGGUAACGAUAGUGAGAGCAGUGAAGCCGAUGAUGACGAGGAACAACCGGGACCAAUGAACGGAGUUAAAGGAAUAAUGUCCGAGAAUGUACCCUACGACACGAUAGCCCAGAUGCCAUACAGAUCGCGCAAUGCCGUAUACAGUCCAACUCCUCCGUUGCACGACGCGCAUAAUGAUUCUGGCUACAGUACACGGAUGUAUGGAUCCAGUAAAGGAGCAUCUCCUUCUUUGUCAGGUCAAUUAGAAUGCGAUGUUAUCCUGCCACAAGGAUCAUUUCCUAGUGGAGAACAACUUGCUGCCUUGCUCGAACAACCACGAGGUCACGACCUGACGGUUUAUGAACGAGGAGUUGACAACGUUGUUAUUAACAUAGGCACCGCGAGCUUAGUCUAAAUAUAUUUUUCUAUGUGUCCCUCCGAUGUUUCCAAAGACAACAUAAUAAUUGUAUAGCAGUUUCUUUUUUAAACAAUUAAUAAUGUAAAAAAAUAAUCAAAAUAAACUUUUGUAUAUUUUCAUGCAAAAAAAAAAAUUAAA